AUGCGCGUCACGACAAAUUUCUCCCUCCUCGCCCUCCUCGCCCUCGUCUCCUCCUCAGCGGCGAAAAUGACAACGGUCGGUCUAGAAACAGCAGACGAUAGCCACGCGAUCGUUGUCCCAUUGGAUGACUGCCACGAUAUCGGCCAGGACGAGGUCCACACGGUGCACAUUACGAAGAAGUGUCGCGUUUUCACAGGCCGAAUGUGCACCGGCACCACCGUCGCCCUUCAGCCAGGCCAGCACACGAGCGACGAGGCGCCUGUUCGGGUUGGGAGCGUGUUGUGUGAGGAGCCGGAUUUGUUCUAA
Molecule: messenger RNA, 306 nt
Organism: Aspergillus puulaauensis
Lineage: Eukaryota; Fungi; Ascomycota; Eurotiomycetes; Eurotiales; Aspergillaceae
Exons: 4
Coding region: 1-306 (101 amino acids)
Source: RefSeq, a predicted model, not a curated record